Molecule: messenger RNA, 233 nt
Organism: Racocetra persica
Lineage: Eukaryota; Fungi; Glomeromycota; Glomeromycetes; Diversisporales; Gigasporaceae
Source: the annotation of a GenBank genome assembly
AUGUUUGGAGGAAAUAAUACCACUAAAAAACAACUCAUUGAAAAAAUUAAUGAAUUAACAACAACAUUCGAAGAACAAAAAAAUGAAAUGAAAAAAACGUUCGAGGAACAAAAAAAUGAAAUGAAAAAAACCUAUACUAACGAAAUCAGUCUUUACCGUGAAAUAAUCAACAAAAACGAAAAAGAAAUUGAAAACUUAAUAUCUACAAAAACAACUGAAAUUGCAAAUUUAAU